Trichomonas vaginalis G3 is the source of this 714-nucleotide messenger RNA. RefSeq lists its product as uncharacterized. Lineage: Eukaryota; Parabasalia; Trichomonadida; Trichomonadidae. The transcript has a single exon. The record is from RefSeq and is a predicted model, not a curated record. The coding region runs from base 1 to 714 and encodes 237 amino acids.
AUGAGUGUAGAGAGCAGCGCCGUCUUCGGCGAGGCCUCAGAGACUGCCGAUGCCGCGCUUGAGAUCCCUCGUUUAGACAAAAUUCCAAACCCUCUUGCUCCAAUAAGUCCUACUUUUUCUCCAGAGAUUGAGGAAUUUGAUUCUGAAUCAUUCAAUACAUAUUCAAAAUUCACAAAAACAAUACUUCCUAAAUUUGACCUUGCAACUCUCGAAGAAGCACAACCAGUUGUGGAUCAUUUAAUAUCAAAAUUAGAGAAUCCAAAAAUAUCAACUACAUAUGUAGAACUUAUGGUACAUGCUUUUUUGCUUGCAUGCUCCUAUAAGCAAACAGAACUUAUUUCAAAUCCAUCUCUCACAAGAUUGUCAUAUUUGCAUCAUAUUCUUUAUUUAUGCUCAGAAGCAGUUCAUAAUUGUUCAAAACUUCAAGUAGAUCUAUUCGAACAUUGCAACAUGAUGAUAGCUGAUACAGAAGAUCUUUAUUACUCCAACUUUUGUGAAAUUGUCGAACAUAAAUUCUGGGGUAAAACUAAAUCUGUCAAUGAUUUAAUCAAUACAAUGCUUAAAAAGCAGUUUGAGCAGCUCAGAUUGCUAAACGAAUACACUUUCAAACAUUUGACAAUUCUUUCAAUGAGAAAGUCAAUUGACAGCGCCCCAACACAGACUGGAAGUGAGCUCCUUAAGUGGGCGCAUGCAAAUAAUAUUCCUUAUGAAUAA